Messenger RNA from Drosophila simulans, 14435 nucleotides. RefSeq names its product serine-rich adhesin for platelets (gene Cht6). The record is from RefSeq and is a predicted model, not a curated record. Gene Ontology annotation, biological process: carbohydrate metabolic process; chitin catabolic process. Gene Ontology annotation, molecular function: chitin binding; chitinase activity. Gene Ontology annotation, cellular component: extracellular region. Lineage: Eukaryota; Metazoa; Arthropoda; Insecta; Diptera; Drosophilidae. The transcript is spliced from 15 exons. The coding region runs from base 234 to 14012 and encodes 4592 amino acids.
GCUGUUGGCCACGCUUUUUGGCCACCAAACGGAUUCAGUGCAGCGGCGACUCUCGAACGCGUUAUUUUUUCCUCCUCGUCGUUGUCGUCGCGUUUAACUCAAAUUAUAACAACAACAACGAGAGCAGCAUCAACAACAACAACAGCAACAUCAUCAGCAGCAACAACACAAGUAACAACAUCUAGCCCAAAGGAGCCUUGUAUUGCCACCUCGACCAGCAAAAAGCCGCCAAAAUGCUUCCGUUCCGGCGUGGAGCGGCCUGGCAAACGCUCUUCCUGCUCUGCGCUCUUGCCUAUUGCAUAAAUGAAGCCAGCAGCGAGGGUCGCGUGGUCUGCUACUAUACAAACUGGAGUGUCUAUCGGCCGGGCACUGCCAAAUUCAAUCCGCAGAACAUAAAUCCAUACCUGUGUACACAUUUGGUGUACGCGUUCGGUGGAUUCACCAAGGAUAACCAAAUGAAGCCCUUUGACAAGUACCAGGACAUCGAGCAGGGUGGCUAUGCCAAGUUCACUGGACUCAAAACGUACAACAAACAGCUGAAGACCAUGAUUGCCAUUGGCGGAUGGAACGAGGCGAGUUCCAGAUUCUCUCCAUUGGUGGCUAGUAACGAGCGUCGGCAGCAGUUCAUCAAGAACAUCCUGAAAUUCCUGCGACAGAACCAUUUCGAUGGCAUCGACCUGGAUUGGGAAUAUCCCGCCCAUCGAGAGGGCGGCAAGUCCCGGGAUCGUGAUAACUAUGCCCAGUUUGUCCAAGAGCUGAGGGCCGAAUUCGAAAGGGAAGCGGAGAAGACCGGACGCACUCGUCUCCUGUUGACCAUGGCGGUUCCUGCUGGCAUCGAGUACAUUGACAAGGGUUACGACGUGCCCAAGUUGAACAAGUAUCUGGAUUGGUUCAAUGUGCUGACCUACGAUUUCCAUUCCUCCCACGAGCCAUCGGUUAACCAUCAUGCUCCGCUCUAUUCGCUGGAGGAGGACUCCGAGUACAACUACGAUGCUGAGUUAAAUAUUGACUACUCCAUCAAAUACUAUCUGAAAGCGGGUGCAGAUCGUGACAAGCUUGUUCUGGGCAUACCCACCUAUGGCCGAUCCUAUACUUUGAUCAACGAGGAGAGCACCGAACUGGGAGCACCUGCAGAGGGUCCGGGAGAACAGGGUGAUGCCACUAGGGAAAAGGGAUACCUGGCUUACUAUGAGAUCUGCCAGACCCUCAAGGACGACCCCGAGUGGACUGUGGUGCAGCCGAAUGCCAAUGUUAUGGGUCCCUAUGCCUACAGACGCAACCAGUGGGUGGGCUACGAUGAUGAGGCUAUCGUACGCAAGAAGGCCGAAUAUGUGGUAGCCCAGGGACUGGGCGGCAUUAUGUUCUGGGCCAUCGACAACGAUGAUUUCCGCGGCACAUGCAACGGAAAGCCAUAUCCUCUUAUCGAGGCUGCCAAGGAAGCCAUGGUGGAGGCAUUGGGACUGGGCAUCAACGAGGUGGCCAAGCCAAGUGGACCACAGAAGCCAUCAAGAUCUCGCAGUCGCGAUAAUGCCAGCAACAGGAACCGUAUAAAUGGCAAGACCGAAGCUCCACUCAGUUCCAGGAGACCCAGUGCCACAAGGAGACCAGCUGUGAGCUCCACCCAGGCACCACCGCCAAGCACCACCUUCAAACUGACCGAAGCCGAGGGAUCCUCUCUUUACAUUGGAGGCAGGGCAUCUACCACGCCGCCACCACCAACGACUCCCGAUCCAGGUUCGGACUUUAAGUGCGAGGAGGAGGGAUUCUUCCAGCAUCCAAGAGAUUGCAAGAAGUACUACUGGUGCCUGGAUAGUGGACCGUCUGGUCUAGGAAUUGUGGCUCACAUGUUCACUUGUCCAUCGGGACUUUACUUUAAUCCCGCUGCCGAUUCCUGCGACUUUGCUCGCAAUGUGCCCUGCAAGACCAAAAAAUCUACAACGGCGGCACCAGUGACCUCCACAACACCGGCAACCACCACAGUGCGUUCCAAUCGAGUAACAGCUGCUCCCACGGCUCGUCCAGUAUAUCCUCGCACCACGACCACAACAAGCACUACGACCACCACGACGACUACUCCAUCCACUGUUGAUGAAGACCUGGAAUAUGAAGAAGAUACUGACGAGCUGUCUCCAAGCAAAUCCACCGAUGCUGAGGAGGAUCCACAGGUGAUUAAGGAACUGAUCGACUUGAUUCGCAAAGUGGGUGGCGUGGAGCAGCUGGAGAAGCAUCUUUUGCGUAACAAGGAUGGAUCGAUUACAUUGAAGGAAAAUUCUGCCACUGGAGCAGCCACUACUCCGUCGACUAUAAGCAAAUCUCUGUAUGAUCGUGUGCUCAGUCGACCUGGAACAUUGAGUUCCUUCAGCCGCAAUCGUUUCAAGAUCAGCGAUGCGACAGAGACAAGCACAGAAGCCACUGCUUCGAGCAGUUCGUCAAGGGGUUCAUCGACUCUCACCUCCAACACAAACUCCAAAUAUUCUUCAGUUCUGAGAGGCAACAGUCGCCAAGGUCCACAGAACGAGGGCAUUGAAAAAUUGGCUGAGUUCGAUGGUUUCCUAAAGGAACGCAAACAAUAUGUGACCAUCAAUCGCCAUCGAUCUGCGAGUCAGGGAGAUGAUGAGGAGCAUGCAGAUCAGCAGGAAGAGGAGGAGAACCUGGCCGAAGUUGAGACAACAACCCGUCGUCCUUUGAGCUCUAUCACUCCGUCUUACACAAGUCUCAGACGCUCCAGGCCCACCACGGUGGCACCGUCAGCAGAAGAAUCCAACGAAGAGGCAGAGCAACAUACCCAGACACAGGUAAAAUCCUAUGCCACCUUGAGCCGUACUCGUGGACGCACCACGGCAUCCCCAGAAGUCACGGAAGCGGCACCCAGUUCGACAACCAAUCGUUACAAAUACUUUGAGCGUACACGACCUACUAAGAGUGCCACUGCCGAGGAUUCCGAAGAUCCAACAGAAGACGAAGAGGAAGAGUACGAGGACGAGCAAAAGGAUAUUGUCACGGUACAGAGCAAACAAUCCACAAACACACGUAAAUAUGCGAGCAUCGGCCGCAGAACAGCCACCACCACAACAGCAACACCAGAUACUACAACUACAACAACAACAACCGCCGGCACUGAGACUGCCAAGGCCAGCACCACCACCACCAACAACAACAACAGCCACUACAACAGCAGCAAUAACAACAACAAUGUGAAACUGAAUAACCAAAUACCAACAGAAGAGAACAUCACAACAACACCCAGCACCACCGCCCAGUCCGAAACCACCACCUCAACUAACGAAACCACUGAGCCAAAUGAAAGCACCUCAACCACCACCACAUCCAUAACUAAUAACUUGCAUACCAUAACCACCACACCCACACCAAUUGUAGCAUCCACUGUCCCAACAACAACCUCCAAUGGCAUUAGCUCAGACUCCCUCCUAGCCACCGAGUUGAGCGAAGCCUCACCCACCCACCUUCCUCCCAGUCCCGACUUAGAAACAUCAACACCGACAACAACAAGCACAACAACAACGGAACAACCUGAACUGGACACAACAACAACGACACCGAAAACCACAACAACAACCACCACGGGCAACAACGAACUGAAUGACGUUAACAACGUGGACGAGGACAGCGAGGUAACGAAAACCAAGACCCAAUACAAGUAUGCAACCACCAACCGUCGACGCAUAACCACAACAACAACAACCACCAAGAACAGCAACAACAACAACAAUGCAGAAGCUGCGAACGAUGCUAGUCCAACAACAAACGGUUUGAGUAGUUUAAAUAGCAUUAGAACCAACCCGGGCAGAAGGCAACCCCAACCAGAGCAGACCCAAACAACAACCUCCGAACCAAACCUUUCUAGUCCCAGACCCUUUGGUUAUCCCCGACGUCGCACACGACCCACAGCUAGCACCACAACCACCACUAUUCCCCAAACCGAUAAUGAUAACAAUACCGAUAAUAACGAUAACGAAACCGAUGCAGUUGCGCAAGUAGUGAAGAAGACACGACUAUCUCCAGGGGAUAGGCCCAAGGUGAGUGCCAGUCUUCCAACAGCAACCGCAAUCAACACACGAACCAAAACCUCCUCACUGCACCACCAAGAAUCCCAAGUAGAAGUAGCUGGUAACGGUGGCAAUGAUAGCUUAAGGCAUGACGUAGUUAGCUCUAGUUUAAGUCAAUCCCAAUCCAACAAAAUCGAUACCGACGACCUAAGUACCACCCAGCAGCAUACCAAGUACACUUGGCGUGCGGUGCGACGUCCUGCAUCGCAGCGCACAGUGGUUCCCAAUUCUUUAGGGGGCGACGAUAAGGACUCCCGACGCUUUGCCGGCAAGCAGUUGAACACCGAAUCAAUUGUGGAAGACGAGCUUCAAACCACCACUAAGUUCCGCAGUCGCCGCCUGAAUUCCGCCGAGGAUGAGUCCGAGGUGGCUCUCGAGGUGGCAACUGCGACACCAUCGCACGGUUCCCGCAGCUACCAGAGUAUCCAACGCUCUGCUGGCAAAGCGAGCUUAGAUGACUCUCAAAUCCACUACAAAGCCAUUACUCGCGAUUCCGAAGGCGGUGCUCAUCUCACCGCCGGACGCAGUUCCAGCUUUGUGAGGAAUUUCGGCGAAGCAGCCAUACCAACUCCACCGCACCAACCUAUUAGCAGAGGUGGACAGAUUGUGGAGAGCACCACCGAAGAUGAAAAUGUGGCUGCUGAAAUAAUUGAUGAUGAGAAGAGGGGAGAGACGAAGGCGCCUGCUGGAAGCGAGAAUACUGAUGACAGCAACACGGCAACCGAACAGGAAUCUCCCGAAAUUGUAACUGAAGCUGCACUACCACAGCUCGAGAUUACCACUUUGUUAUCAGAAACUUCAGAUGUCGGCAGUUCUUCGGAACAAUCUGUAAGCAGCACCACUGAAGAAAGCUCCAGCAGCACCGCAGAUUUGAAUACCGUCGUUGAAGAAGCCAAUCUAGGCGCUGAAACCGACAAAAAGUCUUCUUCUGAUAUUGAUAAUGGAGAAUCUUCAACGGAAAUCAACUCGUCUGAAGCCCCAAUUAGCAGCACAACUGUAAAAUCUGAAGAAGUAAGCAGCACCACUGAACAUAAUUCAGAAGCCAUUGAAAAAGAAAUUGCCUCUGAUAUCAACGAUGAAUCCAGUGAAGGUCCUGCAAGCAGUACGGAAUUUAUAGAAACCAGUACAACUAGCAGCCCAGUCAGUUUCCAAGCUGAUUCUUCGACAACAACAGAAAAACCCACUCGGCGUACAUUUAACCGGCUUAGCUCAACUACUCCUGCAGCUGUGCCAGAAGAAGAAACCACUUCCACCGUAAACCCAAGACGUCGAGUUAUUGUGCGCACCAGAAUCAGCACCACUGAAGCGGAGAGUGAGGACCAGACAACCACAGAAGGACCAAAACGACGUAGUUUUUACAGAACUAGCACCACAGCGGAACCAAGCAGCUCCACUGAAGCAGACAGUGAUGCCCAGAUAUCUACUGAAGGUCCAACACGUCGUUCUUUCUUUAGAACUAGGACCACUGAAACAGCUAGCAGCACCACUGAAGAACCUAGCAGCCCCACGGAACCAGAGAUUGAAGUCGAGACAACCACCGAAGGUCCAACGCGCCGUUCGUUCUUCAGAAGUAGCACCACUGUGGUUCCUAGUAGCACCACUGAAGAAAUCAGUAGCAGCUCUAUAGAUGAUGAUGCUGUAGUGAAUAUUAUCACCACUCGUCGUUCGCUUUUCACUAAGCCAAGUUCUACAGAAGCCACAACAACAGCAACUACAGAAGACUCCGAAGUUAGUAGCUCCACCAGGCGUAGUUUCUUCCGUACCAGCACUACCACAGAAGGCACAACAAGUACUACAGAAGAGGCGAAGGACAUUGAACACGAGAGUGAGAUCACCGCUGCUUUGCCUAAACGUCGAGUUAUAGUCAGAGGCAAUUUUAGGCCCCGCAAGGAGGGAGAUCUCUCCUCUCUUUUAGCGGCAGACGCCAACAAGCGAGCGAGAAACAACCAUAGCACUACGAGCACUGAAAGACCUGCUAGUCAAUCAACUACAUCCAAUGAAGAAGAUACGGAGGCACAACCACCACAAGCUGAGGAGAAGGCAACCACUGGUCGGGUUUCCUUAAAUGCCGUUCGAAACCGUACCACCACAAAAACCGAAAGCUUAGGCAAUGGAAUCACCCGCACUCGCACCACCUACGUCCGCACUCUCGACGCUGGUCAAAAGGUUGUGAAACGCAUUCACACUAAAACCAUAGAGGAGAAACCCGCGGAGUAUGAGUACAUUAUCGAUGAAGUGACCCACCCACCAGCGCCGAGCACCACGCCUCGCACAGUGACCCGCAAUCGUGGAUCCGUGCGAUUCCAGAGUAAUGAUCUUUCUUCGCUGCUGGCCUUGGACUUUGCCUCACGUAGCACCCGCAAGAAACAAGCCCAAACAGAGACAACAGUUACCAAAACGCGAAGACGCCUACUUAAGAAACCCAAGGAAACCAUCGAGCACGAAGAGGUGGAAGAAUUCGAGUAUGAAGCAGGUCAGGAAGCUGGGAACGAAGUAGAGGAGGCGCCACGUGUAAGCACUACGGCCAGGACUAUAAUCCGAAGAACUAGACCGACAACAACCAAAACAACAACUACCAGAACUACAACUACGGAAACACCGGAAAAUAUCGAGGCUAGCACCCGCAGGGCGAGCUUCGCUUUCAAGCGUCCCUCCAAAGCUAGCACAACCACUGAAGAACCAACUACAACAUCUACUGAACCCACAACAACCUCAGAAGCUACCACUAGAAGAGUUCUCAACUUCAGAAGACCAGUGAGCACAACAAGCACCCCAUCUUCAAUAGAAGCUGAGUCUACUGAGGAGGCAACUGCAGCCCCCAUUGAGGCCACCACCAGAAGAGUUCUUGCGUUCAAAAGACCUGUCAGCAGAACAACCACCCCAGCACCAGUAGAAGAAGAGUCAACAGAAGAAUCCACCCCCACUUCUAUAGAAGGCACCACCAGAAGGAUUCUCGCUUAUAGAAGGCCCGUGAGCACAACAACUACCACACCAGUUCCUGUUGAAGAUGAAUCUUCAACAGAUCAGUUGGCAGCGGCCAAGCAAAAGUUUAUAAAUCGUCUCAAAUCUAGCACCACCGCAACAACAUCAAUCCCUGAAACAACCACCACUGAAGAAGACUUAAGUGAUCUUAAGGUGCAGCUGAGCAAUGCCAUAAACCGUUUGCAAACGGAAAAUAAACUAGAAGUCCAGACAAUCACCAAGGGAAGUGAAGCCGCAGAAGAUGAAGGCGAUGAUAAGCUUUCAUUGCCAAUUUACCACAGAAGAAAGUACUAUCAGUAUGUAAAGGAUUCACCAAUUACCUAUAUCGACAAGUCCCCCGCACCACCGGAUAUCGAAAGUGUGACUGUUAAUAUUAAGCAACAAAUUCAUGAUGUGUUCAAUGUUAGUGAAAAUGAGACGCCACAUAAUUCUCUGGGCGAUGACGGAGAGACCGAAGGACAUCGCGAGGCUAUGGCGCAGGCCAAGGAAAUCAAUGCCGAACUCGGUCAUUUUUUAUUGAAAACCCCCGGGUCAAAAAUAAAGGGCCAGCGACAGGGAAAAGCAUUUAAAACAAUACCACUAGCAACAGACUCGAGCAAUGAGACCUCUAAGAUUGUAAGCCUUUCUCUUCUAGAAGAAAAGGAAAGAGGCGAAGAUGAAGCCAGGGCUUUACGCACCUACACCAGAUUAAACCGCACCCGCUUGACCCUGUCCACCAGGUUACAGGACAAGACCCAAAGUGAACCACUAGACACAACAACCAGGAGGAGCUACAGCGUCCCCCAGCGUUUCCGUAUUCGCUCAACAACGCCGGUACCCUCUAGAACAGAAAACAGUGAAGAGGACGAUGAAGAAACUGAAGACAAUGAAGGACCAUCGCCCAGCACAACAACUGUGACACCAUCCAUAAAACUACCUACCAGACGACUUUUUACACCUAGAAGGCCCGUUAAUGCUGUAAAGGACUCAGAUUCUUCAGAUAUACGUAAAGACAAUGAGGAAGAGUUAAAGGUGGAAUCAACCACAAGACGCCUCUAUGCCGGCUUAAAUAGAUUAAGAGGCAGGGGAAGCACCACCACAACCACCGAGGAAGCAACUGAUUCAACCACCGAGGCAGCAACCACAACACCCAAAAGUACAAGACAACCUUAUGUGGGCAUUAGUCGCAGAGUAACAACUACAACGACCACUGAGAAGUCAGCGGAAAGUAGCACUGAAUAUAAUGGAAGUGAAGAUGAAGAAACGGAGUCCACCACAGUAACUCCUGAACAGGAGGUAAACGAUGACGCUAAAGAAAAUAAGGUUGCUAUUAAAGAAACAGAUGACGAAGUUAGCAAGAAAGCUCCCGAAGAGGCUGAAGACACCAGCACUGAAGAACCCGAACUGGAAGCCUAUAUAGACGACGACAAUGAAAUCCCUCUGGAAGAAAGCGGACCUAAAACUGAAACCACAUCAACAACAACGACCACCACUACACCAGCAAGCACCACCUCACGUCGUCAGUUGGUAAUUCGUCGCCGUUUUAAUGGCACCAUAACAACAACCACUACGGUUGCCCCCGUCGCUGAUGACAAUCUCGAGAAUGAGAUCGAUCCAAAUGAUACAGAGAGUUCAACACCAAAAGCGGCAACUACAACUUCACCAAGACGGCAACUUUUAAUACGCCGACGCUUCAAUGCGACCAGCGGGUCAACAACAACGACGACUGCAAAUCCUAGUGCCGACAAUGAAAUAGAUCAGGGCGAGACAACAAGAACAACGCGUCGACCGAUUCUGUCACGUCGGCGAUUUAAUGCGACUUCCAUCACAGCAACAACACCGGGAUCAACGAACGGCGACGAGAUAAGCACACGACGUCCGUAUGCGGCCUUGAACCGCUCACGUAAUCGCUUUACAACACCGCAAACAACAAACAACGAGGGUGGGGAAAACGGCGAUGAUGAUGAUGACGACGGAGAGGAAGAGGAGCAGCUGGCACCGCCACGAGCUGUCUUCCUUCAAACAAACCGCCAUCGCGCUCUGAAACCCACCCCUGAAGACGAGGAGGAGGCUGCAGCUGCGGUGCCAGCACGUAGGCCACCCAAUUUUGCCGCUCGUCGCACCACCGCUGCACCACUGAGAGUUAGCUCUAGUACGCGACGAAAUCUGGUGGCAAUCAAUAGAAACCUUUACCACCGACCAGAGGAAGAUAACGAGGAAGAACCCGACGAGGAGUACGACGAAAACGAGGAUGGGGAUGAUGAUCAAGAAGAAUCCGUAGAUCCUCAAGUUACAAGCACUACAGCACGUUCACGACUUAGUCAACUGCUAGCCAACAGGCAAAGACAACCACUCAGGACAACCACUCAAAAACAGACAGAGACAGAUAGCACCGAUACAGAAACUGACUCGGACAACGGCGAUGAAAACGAUGAAGAAGAUAACGAUAGCUCCGCCGAGGUAUCGAACAGUAACCACACACUAAACCACAACAAUACUUUGGGGGGUGGCACCACUAACCUUAACAAUCUUACUAACCGUAGCACCGCACUGAAUGUAGCUAGUCAACGUAGUAACAGCACCGUAGCCAAUUAUAUUAAUCGAUUCAAGUCAAACAGUUACACAAACAAAAACAAACCAGUCACAGUCACAGCUAAUAUUAAGGCAGAUAGUACAGAUGAUAAAGAUAACGAUGGAGAUGAUGAUGGAGAUGAUGAUGAUAAUGAUGCUAGUCUAGAGAAUGCGGGGGAGGAGAAAACGAGUGGGGCUGGUUUGAAUGCCUUAGGUAAUGAUGUUAAUUCCACACGACGCUUUCAGAAUCGUUAUCAAUUGAGCCGCACCAGAGGCAGCACCACCAACACCACCCCAACAACAACACAACAACCCCAAACCACAACCACCGCCAGACGAUUGGCGUUUGGGGGCCGUCAGCGCGCCCAGGUAACUAAACUAACCCUAGUCGAUGAGCAGACUGAAGAGACCGAGACUAAGGGUGAUUCCCGCGAAGAGGAGGAGGAGGAGGAAGAAGACUCCAACGCAACCACAACAACAACCACAACCACCAGCAGACCAACACCGAAGCGCAUACGUGUGCUUAAAUUCCGCAGACCCUUAAAUAGCAAUAGCAAUAGUACCACCAAUGUAGAUAGCACCACUAAUAGCGCCACUGACACUAACCCAGACACCACCACAGCCACACCAACAACAGCAAGUCAAAGCACCACCAGCAACAACAACAAAAACACCACAAGCACCACCGGCAAUAAGCGUUUCCGCAAGAUUGUUCGCAAAUUGAGGCCUGUGGACUCAAGUACUGCGGCUAGUGUGGAUAAUGCCGAUGAGACCACCCGUAAACCUUUCGUCCCCAGCCACACCAGAUUCGCUGAUCAGGAUAAUGACCUUGUCAAUCUCCGCCAGCGGAUCAAGGAGCAGCAAGCACGAGGUGAGCCACAGGAUGGAGUUAUUAGCAAUCGGUUUAAGACCCUGGGCCAAAAGGACGAUCAGGAUGUGUCGGAGUUGCAAAAGUUAAGGGACAAAGUAAAGGCAGAGCAGGCGAGGGGAGAAGGAGAACAGGGCGUGAUCAACGAUCGUCUGAAGAAGCUUCUGGCCGAGAAGGGCUCGAGCAUCUCAAGCCAAAGAGAAGAAUCUUCAACAGAUGACGACUCUUCCUCAGUUUCCUCGGCCAGACCCUUCUUUAAACGAAAACUGGUCGCACGUAGACCCUACACACCACCCUCGGCCAGUGGUGGCACUACAAAGGCCCCCCUGACCUUUAGCACCACCCGACCCACGGCAAAAUUCGUGCGCAGGAAGAACGGAAGAUUUGAUCCCUUCAACUCGAGUGUUCGCAAUCGUGGAGAGGGCUUUGUGAGGAGUGAUCCGCGAGGAUCCAGAUUGCCAGGAACCGAUCGCUUCAAGUCUCAGGGAAAUAGCGAAGACGAUGAAGAGGUGGAAGAGCGCCACGAGCAACCACUGCAGAAUCAGUUUGCAACCACUUUGCGAAGACCUUUUGUGCCGAAGACCCGACCAGUUUUGGAUAAGUCCAAGCCUGAGCAGGAAGAUGGUGCAGAAGAGAGUGAGGAAGAAGACGAGGAGGAGGAUUCCGAGGAAGAAGGAGACGAAGAAGAGGAUGAAGAAGAAGAGGAGGAGAAGACAGAGGGUGAAGAGAACAGUGCACAAGAAGAUAACAAGCCGAAGUUUAAUUCCCCUUACAAGCCCAAGGAUAAUCGAGCUCCACCGGGCAGUCGUCCCACAUUUGGAACCACUGGCAGUGGGUCACCACCUACCGCAUCCGGAAAUGUGCCCUACAAUCCUCGCAAUCGCCCAUCAAGCUCGGCCAAUGGAAAUAGCACACCAUCCAACCGCUUUGGCACCACAAAGCGACCUCGUGUGGUUAACCGACCGCCGGGAGUGGCCUCACCAAAUUUGACCUUGAAACCCGUGGCCAGUGAUUACGAACGCACCACACCGCUGACACCACUGAAACCGGCGCCAUUCAUACCCAGCAAUAAUAGGAGUUACGAGAGAAAGUACUCGGGUCCAUCCACAGAGGCCGCGGAGACGGCCAGCGAGAACUCCCUGAUCGAAGAGUUGAAUAUCGAUGCACUGAAUGCGAGAAACAAGAAGAUCUUUGACAAACACAGUAAGAAGCAUCCGGCUCUGAAGCCAAAAGUGGUUAAGGUGGAAUCCGAGACGGGAUUAGAGGUGGAAACCGGUACGGAGGUGGCGGUGGAAGAUGAAACCACCGAGGAGCAGCAGCAGGAGCAGGGCUUUGUGACCACCACACCCAGUACACCACCAUCACCAGCACCACCCAGCACACAGUCAGACACAGCCACCACCACAGACACGCCACCAGAAACUGAAACUGAAACAGAAACUGAAACAGAAACAGAAACUGAAAAUGUAACCGAAAUUGAAACAGCGACCAAUGCUAAUGAAGCCACUUCCAUCAAUUCACAGGAUCAAACCAUCUCGAGCACCACUCAAGCACCACCGCCGGCCACAACUUUGUUGCAUGUGUUCACCCUUCUCGAGGGUGAGGGUCAAGAAGAGGAGCCCACGACCAGAAAGCCAACGGUUCGCCUCUAUCCCACCAUACAAACGGAAGUGGUGCCCAAGCACAAGUUAAUCGAGAUCAAUCGCAUUGUCGAGAUUAAUUCCAAACAGGCCAAGGCUGCUCAGAGGAAAUCCAAGGCGAAUCAUGACUUUAGCACCUUGAUGGUGGAGUCCCUGCCCCACGUGGAGCAGCUGGGCGAGAUCAGUGUGGUGAAAUAUGUCCAUUUGGUGGAUGGCAGUGACAUUCAGAUCAACGACGGGCACAGCACAGUGGCAGAUUACACGCCCACCGAGCCCACGUCAGCGGCUCAAAGUCCUGUCUCGCUGCCCGUUAGGAAUUCUCUGCCAGAAACCGAGGGCGGUGACACCGAUCGCAGUGGCAAGUCCUUGGUGCCUGAAGUUCUAACUGCCGCUUUGGAGACCUCUACCAUUUCACUGGAGGGACUAUUUGAUUCGGCCAGAAAGGGCAAGCAACUGAGCAGCAAUACAAUCAUUGCCGAAACGGAGGAGAGCACAACCAUUAGCAGUAGCAGUAGUUCGGCCAGCGAAACCGGAGAGAGCACCACACCGGCACCCACUUACCUGCGACAACCAGCGACUGGCAGCGUUUCGCGGCGACCGGUGUUGAGUGUCCGCCGGCGGAUUAUCAACUCGCCGACGUCGGCAGCGAUUGAAGCCACCACGCAGCAGCCAGCAGCAGAACCACCGACGACCUCCAAAUACAGCCGACUGCGCAGCAGACCCUCCGCAACAGCAGCAGCAGCAGCGGCAGCAGCAACAACGACCACUGCUGCAGCAACAACAGCUUUCCCAGCAGCAACAUCUGCUCCCGGCGGCAGAACCACCAGCAACAUCUACCUGAGCAAGCUGAAAGCCAAGAGCGGUGCCGCAGCGGCAGCAACAGCAUCCGGUGAGGCAGCAACACUGACGCCAGCAACUAGCAACAUCAGCAGCAGCAGCAGCAGCAGCAAUGACAUCACACAAAAGCAGCACAAGUUCCAGCCCGCCAGCUUUGCUCUGCGCCGCCAAUUUCAAACGCGUCGGCUGACAACCUUCGCACCGGCGGCCAACGGCGAUGAAAGUGCCACCGAGGUGCCCAGAACUCAGAACCCACUAUUCAAGCGCCGCCUCACUCUUAUAUCCACCACUCCACCGUCCGCCCGCACCACCAACCCACCAGUCUCGGGCCUGGAAACCACCACCACUCUUUAUUUGAACGACGACGACGAGGAUCAGGUGGCCAAGUCGAGCAUUCACACGAGCCGCUUCAACCAGAUACCAGAGCAGGUGCGUCCACGCGAGGAAUACGACUUGGCAUUGCCAGCGCAGCCACUGAAGAGCACCAGCACCACAGCUAGCACCACUGCCAAUGCACCACUACCAGUUAUUGGCCAGGGAAUUCGCCGUCAAUUAAUCCCACGUCCUCGCCGGCCGCAAUCGACCACAUCAACGCCCCCCACCACACCCACUUCCGGUUCAACUUUGAGAUCGACCACGUCGGCUGGACACUCGGCUCCUCCUCUCUCCCGUCGCCAGCAGAGUCGUCGUCGUCCGCACAAAUACAUCGAGGUCUACAGUCGUCCGCCGGUGAAGACUGCCGUAAUCUCGGCGACCUCAAGUAGUCAAUUUCUGGACGAGGGACUCCCAGUGGGUCAAAGUCAGGUGGCCCAACGGCGUCGCAGUGGCAGUAUUCUUCCGGCCAAAAACGAUCCCAAAGUGAUCGUUCAUGGUCAUGGCAUCAUUGAGUGCCGGGCACAGGGAAAUUUUCCGCAUCCCCUUAACUGCAGGAAGUUUAUAUCCUGCGCCCGAUUCGAGGAGACCGGUGGAAUCGUUGGAUGGGAGUACACCUGUCCCAAGGGACUUACCUACGACGGCGUCGGCGGCAUGUGCACUUGGUCGCCCUCGGAUCAGCCCUGCCGGGAUUAGACUGAUAGACAAACAAAACAAAAACAAAAACACAGCCCUAAAUAAGCCUCUAAAUCCAUUAACCCACCUCAUCUGGAGACCCAUUCGCAUCGAUAAAAAGACAUCCAUUCCCAUUGCACCCCGUGUUGUAUAUGAUUUUUCCAAUUUGUGAUUAGUUCUGAUGAGGUUGUUGAAAUCGAGACGAUGAAUAUGAGUGAAGCAAGUUGAAAUUCUACGUUAAUUAUUCUUAUUUAAGCUUAGUGAUAUCUCAACCCAAUUUUUUUGCGCCUGCCAACUCAGUAGUAAGCAAGAAAUAUUGUCCGUAGUUCAUCGUCCCAUAUAUAUAGCGCCAUAUCUAUAUAUGUGGUUGGGCGUGUGGUUACGCUAUAUACCGUAAUGGAUAAUAUGCUUUCUUUAUCAAAUAAACAUAUCAUGUAAUCCAAA